Messenger RNA from Oncorhynchus tshawytscha (Chinook salmon), 2776 nucleotides. RefSeq names its product sorting nexin-4-like. Gene Ontology annotation, biological process: protein transport. The transcript is spliced from 14 exons. Lineage: Eukaryota; Metazoa; Chordata; Actinopteri; Salmoniformes; Salmonidae. Bases 42 to 1346 code for a protein of 434 amino acids. The record is from RefSeq and is a predicted model, not a curated record. Gene Ontology annotation, molecular function: phosphatidylinositol binding.
AAUCGCUUUCUCUUGUUUGCAUAACACAGCUGGAAAGAAGGAUGGCGGAUGCUGGAAAUAAAGAGUCAGCGCCGAUUGGAGGAGAUGAAUUUACCAACACAGAGUUGGAGAAUAACAAGAAUAACACGAUGGUGGAGGAAGGAUCCACUCUGCUGCGGAGAAUGGAGAUCAGUGUGGCCGAGGCAGAGAAAAGAACUGGGAAAAAUACAGUGAACAUGCAAGAGAUAUUCACAGUGUACCUCAUAGAAACUCGACCCAUAGAUGCAAUAACAGAAGGCCAUAACCCAGCCCCAGACUCUCUCUGGAGGAGAUACAGUGAGUUUGAGAUCCUCCGGAACUAUUUGUUAGUCACCUAUCCAUUUAUCGUGGUGCCGCCUUUGCCAGAGAAGAGGGCAGAGUUUGUUUGGCACAAGCUGUCUGCAGACAACAUGGACCCAGACUUUGUAGAGAGGCGCAGGGUUGGUCUGGAGAACUUUCUACUUCGCGUGGCCUCCCAUUCGGUUCUGUCCAAUGACAAAAUCCUAUACCACUUCCUGACUGAGGAACACAGGUGGAAGGAGGUGGUGUAUGAGACAGGGUUCCAAGCCAAGGCAGACUCCAGGAUUAAAGCUCUGAGCGCAACUUUCAGGGUGAAGAACCCUGACAAGCGGUUCACAGAGAUGAAACACUACAGCGAUGAGCUUCAGUCUCUCACCUCCCAGCUGCUCAGAGUCAGAGCAAGAGUAGCAGACAGGCUCUACGGCGUAUACAAAGUCCAUGGGAACUACGGAAGAGUAUUCAGUGAGUGGAGUGCCUUAGAGAAGGAGAUGGGAGAUGGUCUACAGAGUGCAGGACACCAUAUGGAUGCCUAUGCUGCCUCAGUAGAUGAUAUGUUGGAGGAAGAGGAGCACUACGCAGACCAACUGAAGGAAUACCUUUUCUAUGCUGAAGCCUUAAGGGCUGUGUGUAGGAAACACGAGCUGACCCAGUAUGAGCUGGAGACGGCCUCCUCAGACCUCAUCUCCAAGAAGCAGCAACGGGAGGAGCUGGCCACUGGGAUGGUACGGACGUUCUCCUUCAAAGGAAUGACCAACAAGCUGUUUGGUCAGGAGACACCAGAGCAGAGGGAGGCUAAACUCAGCCUACUAGAGGAGCAGAUCGUCCAGGGAGAGGAGACGGUCACAGAGAAAACAGUGGAGUGCGAGGAGUAUGUGAAGGGUGCGUGGGUGGACAUGCAGCGCUUCAAGGAGCAGAAGGACAGGGAUCUGAGGGAGGCUCUGAUUGGCUACGCCGUCAUGCAGAUCAGCAUGUGUAAGAAGGGCAUUCAAGUGUGGACCAAUGCUAAGGAAUGUUUCCACAAGAUGUAAGGGGGUCGGGCCGUGGGUCAGCGACGACGUCUAUGGUACGAGUGUACAACAACUUCACCUCUUGACCUUCACAUGGAAACAGAACCACUGUUGUCAUGGCAACAAGCCCCAGCUGACAUGAAGUUACAGGGCUGCGUCUCAGUACUCAGUCCAAUACUGGCUGCAUCUCAGUACUCAGUCCAAUACUGGCUGAGUCUCAGUACUCAGUCCAAUACUGGCUGAGUCUCAGUACUCAGUCCAAUACUGGCUGUGUCUCAGUACUCAGUCCAAGCCUUUCAAGACAUGAGAUGCAGUCCGGGACUAUAUUUUAUAAUGAGAUAUAAGGCACAAACAUAUCCCCUUGUGUUGGUUUAUUAAGAGAACGUGUGUGUAGUAUCAGCAGGAUAAAGGUUGUUUAUUAAGAGAACGUGUGUGUAGUAUCAGCAGGAUAAAGGUUGUAUGGUGAGAGAACAUGUGUGUAGUAUCAGCAGGAUAAAGGUUGUUUAUUAAGAGAACGUGUGUGUAGUAUCAGCAGGAUAAAGGUUGUUUAUUAAGAGAACGUGUGUGUAGUAUCAGCAGGAUAAAGGUUGUUUAUUAAGAGGACGUGUGUGUAGUAUCAGCAGGAUAAAGGUUGUUUAUUAAGAGAACGUGUGUGUAGUAUCAGCAGGAUAUAGGUUGUUUAUUAAGAGGACGUGUGUGUAGUAUCAGCAGGAUAAAGGUUGUUUAUUAAGAGAACGUGUGUGUAGUAUCAGCAGGAUAAAGGUUGUAUGGUGAGAGUGUAGCACAUGGGGGAUGUGGGAAACUUACUCCUCAGCCUGGAGUGUCACCACUUGUGCAGCCGAGUUGUUAACGCUUCGAUGGCGCCGACUGGUAAGACGCUUCGGGAGGGCGGUCACGUGUGCUAGCGAAGCAGAUGUCCUGGGUUCGAGCGUCCGUGUGAGCCCGAUCAGGAGGAGACGGUACUCGCUAAGUAAGCAGCGUGACGUCAGUUAUCAGAAUGCUGCUGUUACCUUGGUUUACCUCUAUGAACUGAACUGGAAAAAAAACUGAAUCAACUGUCAAAGGACUUCUGGCCUUUUCUCUGCUUAAAGCACAUGAUAUCAUAAUGUCUGGUAUGUGAAUAUUGAAUAAGAUAUUAUUUCAGAAAAUGUCAAGGUACAUGUAUAUAAGAAUAUUAUAUACUUUGACGUGUCCAUCUAUUUAAAUAUUUUAACAACAGUGAACACUAACCUGGUGUUUGUUGGUUGAAGCCAAAAUAUUAACUUACUAAUUUAAUCAUGGUUUCUCAAAGAAAACAUCCUAUUUCUACAUUGUGACUCGCAGUAAUAAUGUGAUUUAAGGUCAGAUUUGAUCAUCAUUCGUGUACAUUCUUAUCCAAGUUGAACUGAGAUAACAGUCAUACUGCAUUGUAUAUUCAGCUUUAUGGUUUUAAUAAAAAAUAUUGUCUUCUA